Molecule: messenger RNA, 3470 nt
Organism: Anopheles merus
Lineage: Eukaryota; Metazoa; Arthropoda; Insecta; Diptera; Culicidae
Gene: Axs
Product: anoctamin-10
Exons: 7
Coding region: 1073-3310 (745 amino acids)
Biological process (GO): chloride transmembrane transport
Cellular component (GO): plasma membrane
Molecular function (GO): chloride channel activity
Source: RefSeq, a predicted model, not a curated record
UAUAACGUCGGCUGCUUAAAACACUAUCAAUUCUUUGCAUAAACUAUCUGCUUACAAUUGAACUUAAAAUCUUGCAAUAAAUCUAUGAAAUAAACACCAAUUUCUUCGUGUAAAAUAUUGUCCAUUUGCGGCAACGAAGCAAGCAUACCAAUCAGCUGUUUUCUGGACGCAUUCUUUGCACGUCAUCACAAACACACUCACACACUCCCUUCCCUGUACGCGCGUAGCCAACAUCUCACUUACACAUACGUAACAUUGCGCUCAAGCAGACUCGCCAGACAGCGUUGAUGAAGAUCGCGCAAAAAUAAUCAUAUUAUUCUGUGAACCCGACACGUACUCUUCCGUGGCUGUGGCGUUCUGGUUGAAAGUAGAUACAAGCGUUGUGAUAAAAUAGUUAAAUCUGCUUCAGUGAUAAGGAGCAGCCGCAAUCGGUUCGUGGUCAAAUAUCGUAGUGGUGAAGUAGUUCUUAUCAGCAAACCGCAAUCAAUCCAAUUUUGGGAACAUUUAUCGCUGUGGUAAUGGUUCUUUAUUACCUUAUCUAGUGUGAUAGCAAUUAAAUUAUUAGCAGUGCAAACAAACAGUGUCAUUUUAUUUGAGCUUAUCAAGUCUCAAAAAUCAAUUGAUGUGAGGCAUCCAUAAAUGGAAGAAACUGCUUACAAAAAUGAGUUUUAUUCAGCAUGAAACGAAAUAAUUAUUCUCCGAUCGCAAAAAAAAACAGUGUGUGUGAUAAUGUAGACAGCUGCUGAUGCCUGCUAAAUGUACCGAUGUGGCAGCAAAGUGGAAAAUAUUAUUUUUAAACCACCGAAGCGAUCUGACUCAGAGGAAAAGAACCACACAGAGAAUCACUCACUUAGCAGCCCAGGUUCCCAGCGUUUCAUUAGCACACAAGCCACACAAACCACGAUCAGCGCGAUCGCCUUCGUAGUGGUGUCGUUUGUUGUCGUCAUUGAAAAUCCGUCCGUCCGUCCGCGGAAUGGCCUUGUGAUCGUGAUGCACAGGGUAGCGUGUAGAAAGGCAACGACAUCGCGAACGCGUCAGCACCAAGUUGUAGGUCACCGGUACCGGUAGAGCCAUGGACGACAUUAAGGAAAACCUUAUCCCAAAUCUGCAUUUUGCGGAGAAUGAUGAAGAGGAACUGGCGGAAGAAAUUGGCCUCCCGGCACGGCCCACUAUACCGUCGCUGUUGCAAAGAAAUUCCCAGAUCAACCUGCUCGAAAAGAUGGAUCACAGUGGAGAGCAGAACAAGCUAAAUGAGUUGCGCAAUCGCAAGGGUACGGUUCGGAUUAAUCAACCCAAGGUGACUCGACAGGACAAGGCACGUCCGCCGGACGAUGAGCAGGAACCGUUCGGUGAAAGCCUUAUGCUGCUGGAGUUCAGUGAGAAUGCACCGGUCGAGGCGAUACAAUGGAUUAUGGACAAGAUCCGCGGUCGUCGGGUGGAUGGCGGGAUGGAAUUGAUGGUGCGCAAGGAACCUCUCAGCAAAGAUAGUAAAACAAUCAUUUUCCACCUUUCCGCCACGCACAUGAAGCUACUCGAGAUUGCCGACGAUAUGGGCUUUAUGAAGCGCACCAAAUCCGGCAUCAUACGCAACUUCAACGUGGCCUGUUUGGAUGAGUUUUUCUACGACGAAAGUAUGGCACUGGAGGACAUUCUCACGCCCGCCGAUCGGCAAAUCAUCGUCAAGCAUGCGCUGGAAACGAUCAAGGCGGCCGACGACGAGCAUCGAAUACCGGGCACAAAGAUCAUCCUAUACCACGGCCAAUCGAUCAUACAGGCGGCACAGAGUGCGGAAUUGAUCACGAACCUUUACUCGCUGCACGACAAGCGCACGCUGAAGGAGCUGCGCCAUCGCUGGAUCAAACCGACGCGCGUGCAACCGAUCGACGAGAUACGGGACUACUUUGGCGAGAGUGUCGGCAUGUACUUUUCCUUCCUUGGGUUUUACACGUACGCACUGGUCGUGCCGACGGUGUUCGGUUUUCUGCAGCUCGGCCUGUCGGAGGAAACGGAAACUGUGCCAUUUUUCUGCGUGUUUUACGUCGUCUGGAUGAAGGUGUUUCUGGAGCUUUGGAAGCGCAAAAGCUCGUCGCACGCAUACCGCUGGGGCACGAUCACGAUGACGAAUCUGGAUGAGCCGCGGCCCGGGUACUAUGGGAAGCUGGCACGUGAUCCCAUCACCGGCAAAUGGACACCGCAGUACCCGAAGUGGAAAACGUACGUGCAGAUGUACUGCGUGACAGCACCGAUCAUUAUGCUGUGCAUGGGCAUAGCGGCGUUUGUGACGAUCUUUCAGUUUUACGUCGAGGCGUACCUGGCGGAACUGUUUGGACCGGAUGCGUACAUCCUGUAUCUGCCGUCGGUUGUGAACGCGAUCUACAUUGCCGUAUCGACGCUGGCGUACGAUCGGCUCGCGACGUACCUAACGGACAAGGAGAACCAUCGUACCCAGAGCCAGUACGAGCGGCACCGUGUCAACAAGCUGAUUGUGCUGGAGUUUGUGAACAACUUCCUGUGUCUGUUCUAUAUCGCGUUCAUCCUGCAGGACAUGAAGAUGCUGAAAACGCAACUCAUGAUGCAACUGAUCGUGCUACAAUUCCUACAGAACGUGUUUGAAAAUCUGUACCCUUAUCUGAAGAAGAAGGUUGGAUUGAAGAUUGUGCGAUUGUUUGUGAAGUCAAAUUACGAGAAGCUAAAGCUAGCCCACGAAUCGUACGAUGAGAUGGGACUCCGCUCGCUAGACGAAGACGAUCCGCGUGUGGUGCAGAAUCGCAAGGAAACGAUCCUGGAGGAGUACAACACGUACGAUGACUAUCUCGAGCUGUACAUACAGUUCGGGUACGUGGUGCUGUUUUCCUCGGUGGCGCCCUUAACCGCCUUCUGGGCAAUACUGAACAACGUGAUCGAGAUACGGCUCGAUGCGUACAAGCUGUGCAGUUUCUUCAAGCGACCGUUUGCGCGACGCACCAAAAACAUCGGCGCCUGGCAGUUGGCAUUUGAAACGCUGGCCGUUAUUUCGAUACUUACCAACUGUGGCAUACUUUACCUGUCACCACAUAUGAGAGAGCUCGGUGCCGGAUUAACCCGUGAAGCGUACACACUUACCUUCCUUAUUAUCGAGCACGUCCUGCUCGGGUUAACCUGGUUUAUCUACAAAGCGAUCCCGGAUACGCCGCACUGGGUCCGUGUGGCACUGGCAAAAGCCGAACACGAGUCUCGUCAAGCACUGAAACGAGAGAACGCACAACGAUCUCGCAACGUGCUGUUCCGCAGGUUUCGUAGCGUAUACGAUACGCAUUCGAUGCUGAGCUAAGAAGAUACAGAGAUGAUUGCAAAAUGGUUACCAAAUUGGUUAUCAACUUAACAAGUGAUUUUAUUUUCUAAGCAUUGGAACCAUUAGAAAUGGGGCAACAAGGCACGCGAUCGUGUUAGGAGGAUACUGUUUGAUGAUUUUAAUAAAACAUUGUUGCGAA